AUGAAAGCCAGCAGCCCUGUGAGAUCUAUGGCCAGCUGCUACCAGGCUGUGUGCUGCUUGUCUGAACAGAGUCUGAGCAUUGCCAGAAGCAGCAGUCACAAGGGAUCAGAAGAGACCAUGGGUCUACUCUAUGACACGAAUGACUGCUACUCCAAGCUUCAGGAGCUAGUGCCUGGGAUUCCUCAAGGGAGCAAGCUCAGCCAAGUAGAGAUCCUACAACAUGUCAUUGACUACAUCUUCGACCUGCAGAUAUUGUUGGGUGAAGAACAGAACAGCUCCAUCCUCUCCUUACAGAUAUUAGACUUCUCAGAGAUGACAACAAAAAGAGAUGCCAGCAGCAUUUGCCACGGACCAUGCCAACAGCCAUGGUGUGGGAAGAAAAAAAAUAAUACUUCUUUCCAUGAAACAACAGAUUUGAAGAUGGAAGAAUUUAACUCUUUCAGCAAUAAAGAAAAAUUUAUUAUUUUAUCCCACAAAAAGACUUCCCACAAAAUCCCACAAAAUUCCCUCAAACUCCAGUCAAAGACCAAACUUCUGAUCCCUAUGUCCACCUUCUUUUAUUCCACAGCCGAAUGCUGCAACACCCAUAGACCAAAUGUCUGA
Messenger RNA from Hyla sarda, 603 nucleotides. Its product is annotated as DNA-binding protein inhibitor ID-3-A-like. Gene Ontology annotation, molecular function: transcription regulator activity; protein dimerization activity. Gene Ontology annotation, biological process: cell differentiation; circadian regulation of gene expression; negative regulation of transcription by RNA polymerase II. Bases 1 to 603 code for a protein of 200 amino acids. Gene Ontology annotation, cellular component: cytoplasm; nucleus. The record is from RefSeq and is a predicted model, not a curated record. The transcript has a single exon. Lineage: Eukaryota; Metazoa; Chordata; Amphibia; Anura; Hylidae.